UUUUUUUACAAUUUUAGAUUUUUUAGGAUUCAACACAAUAAUGUACAUAUGUCACGACAUAGAAAACAAUAUUUUAAAUUAUUUCCUAUACUUCUGCUUGCCAUUAUCUUUUUUCUCUUAGCCAAUUUUUUAUUUAUGAUUAUGCUUGAAAUGCCAUCGAACAAAAACCUCAACAACAAAACCAAAAACAACGACAAUAUCCACCAACUUUGCCUUAUUUUCCCCUUUAAAAAUCGUUGGGAUUUAGCACAAUUUACUCUACCAAAAAUAGAUGUCUUUCUAAAAUCUCAAUUAAUAAAUCUUUCAAAAUUUAUAAUUAUUAAUCAAACAGACAAUUUACGUUUUAAUCGUGCUUCUCUUUUAAAUAUUGGAGCUUUACAAGCCAAAGAAGAAAAUUGUGAUUAUAUUGCUUUACAUGAUAUAGAUAUUGGUUAUUUUUUAGUUUUAAAUUUUCCUAGGCCUAAAAAAUUUUCAAAAAAAAUUUUUUUUCUUUUAAAUUUAUUUUUUACAGUUCCUCUAAAUCCAGCAUUAAAUUAUAAUUAUCCAGGAGAAGGACAAUUAUUUCAUAUAACAGCUGGGAAAUAUCAUCCAAUAAAAAGGUAUGAUUAUAAAAGUUAUAUUGGAGGUGUUCUCUUGAUUACAUUAAAUGAUUUUAUCAAAAUAAAUGGAAUGUCAAAUAAUUUUUGGGGUUGGGGAUUAGAAGAUGAUGAAUUCUUUCAAAGAUUGAGAGAAGCAGGAUUAUCAAAGAAUAUAACAAGACCUGAUGGAUUAAAUACUUCACGUUCAAAUACUUUUUUACAUAUACACAACAAGAGCGAUAAAAGGGAUUAUGUUCAGACAGAUUACAAGAAAAAGAGAAGAAGAGGUCGUGAUCGUCUGUCAGGCUUGUCAAAUUUAAAUUAUACUUUAAUAUCUAAAUAUCAAACAAAAAUUAAUCAAACAAAAAUUUUAAUAAUUAAUAUAAAAUUAUUUUGUAAUUUUAACGAAUUUCCUGAAUGUUUAAAAAAAUGA
This is a messenger RNA of Meloidogyne enterolobii, 1011 nucleotides long. NCBI's taxonomy places the organism in Eukaryota, Metazoa, Nematoda, Chromadorea, Rhabditida, Meloidogynidae. The record is from the annotation of a GenBank genome assembly.